CUUUCUUGCAUGAUAUCGAACGUUCGAACAGAUCCCUGGUCGGCACGAUUAAUAACUCUCUUCACUUAUAUAUAUUAUAUUUGGUGCUCAGGAAAGUACCCUUUUCUGGCACACACCGUCAGAACCUUGAUCGAGAUCAUCACCACUAUCUAGAACAUUAACCAUGAACGUCAGCCCGAACCGCUCCAUCGUCAUCAUCGGCGUGGGAUCGGCCAUGUCCCGCUCGCUUGCCCUCUGGCUCGCAAACGUGGGCUGGAACAUUGCCCUCAUAUCUCGCUCUGAGAAAAACCUGUCCAAUAUCGCCGAUGAGGUCAAAGCCGCUCAGAAAAGCGUAAACGCCAAGGUGAUCUACCGUACCGCCGAUGCCGGCAACCCCGCUAGUUUGACAAGCGCCCUGGACUGGUGUGCUCAACAGUUUGGUGGCAAGCUUGAUGUAUUGAAUUACAAUGCCGCCCAUGUCGCUCAGUCACACAUUACGGAAGUCACUCCGGAGAGGCUGAAUCUCGACCUCCAAGUCUCUGCGGUGGGUACCCUCGUCGCAGGCCAGUGGUUCACCCGCAAUGCCAACACCGACCGUGUCUCUAAGGGUGAGUGGCCGCUCUUCCUGGUCACUGGCGGCACGCUUGAUAAGGAGCCGCAGGUGGUGGCCUCUUCACUGUGUGCUGCUAAGGCAGCAUCGCAAACUCUCAGCCGCCUCUUUGCACAGGCGCUUCCGCAGGAGGCUCAGAUUGUGGUCGGCAUGCCGCUAAUUAGAGCAAGCAUUGUUAACCCGGAGACUGGCGGCUAUACUGAGGGAUAUCAUCCUGAUAAUAUCAUCCAAGCGGUGUUUAGGCCCUUCUUUGAAGUCCGCGAGAAGCUGCAGGAUGGACUAGACAAUUGGACAGUGGAACGUGUUAUCUGAUCAUAGCAAGAACACAUGUAGGGAAGGGGGUUACCAUCAAUUGAUACAAUAUGCAUUAUCGAGAAUAAUUCUCCGCAGAUGUUAAUACACCAACG
Aspergillus welwitschiae is the source of this 996-nucleotide messenger RNA. RefSeq lists its product as uncharacterized. The coding region runs from base 164 to 901 and encodes 245 amino acids. The transcript has a single exon. The record is from RefSeq and is a predicted model, not a curated record. NCBI's taxonomy places the organism in Eukaryota, Fungi, Ascomycota, Eurotiomycetes, Eurotiales, Aspergillaceae.